Messenger RNA from Manis pentadactyla (Chinese pangolin), 967 nucleotides. RefSeq names its product eukaryotic peptide chain release factor GTP-binding subunit ERF3A-like. Gene Ontology annotation, biological process: translation. Bases 388 to 837 code for a protein of 149 amino acids. Lineage: Eukaryota; Metazoa; Chordata; Mammalia; Pholidota; Manidae. The record is from RefSeq and is a predicted model, not a curated record. The transcript is spliced from 5 exons. Gene Ontology annotation, cellular component: translation release factor complex. Gene Ontology annotation, molecular function: GTP binding; translation release factor activity; GTPase activity.
UUUCAAAAUUGGCUGUGAUUGGCAGAUUUUUAGAAGUAGGUUAAACAGACUUAUAGUUUGAAAACCUGAGUUAGUUGCCAUUAGUUAGGUCUGGAUUAUUGAGAUUUUUGUUGGGUUAUUGAAUUUAUGUUUUUACUGUAUUUUAGAACAUAAAUAAAAUGGAUGUGUAUUUUCAAUUUUUAAUAGAACUUAUUUCUAUUAAAUAGCACCUGUGGAACUUUCUCAAGAGGAACAAUUGUUGUGUGAAGGUAAGCAUCUACAAUAUGACUCUUUGAAUAUCUAAUUGAAAAAACAUUUAAGUUGUCUGUAGUGUAUAAAGCUAAAUAUUGUUUUGUAAAUAUAUAUUAUAUCUCAAUUUCUUGUCUAGGUUCAAAUUCAGCUGUUAGCAUGGAACUUUCAGAACCUGUUGAAAAUGGGGAGACAGAAAUGUCCCCAGAAGAAUCAUGGGAGCACAAAGAAGAAACCAGUGAAGCAGAGCCAGUGGGUGGCUCCUUGGGAGGUGGAAGGCCCCCAGAGGAAAGUGCCCAGGAGAUGAUGGAGGAGGAAGAGGAGAUACCAGAACCCAAAUCUGUGGAUGCACUGCCAGGCGCUCCUAAGAAGGAACACGUAAAUGUAGUAUUCAUGGGGCAUGUGGAUGCUGGCAAGUCAACCAUUGGAGGACAAAUAAUCUUACACACAUCAAAUAAUUCUUAUGAAGACACACAUCACAGUUUUCAGUCUGGGAAAGCAGAAUGGCGCGGACCAGAUUCCAGGGCAGACACCAGUGGAAACACUAAGGAUGCACCAAUGAAUGACCCAGCUCAUUCCAGCUUCGUGCCACCCCACAAGUCCAAAUGAAACUUACCAACGCAUCAGUAUCUUUGUCUGCUCAGGUUGCUGUAACAAAAUACCACAGACUGGGUGUCUUAUAAACAACAGAAAUUUAUUGCUCACCAUUCUGGAAGCUGAGAGUCCAAGAUCAGGGUGC